UCAGAGCGCAACACUUCGCGAUAGCUCAGACAACCUACGAAAGCGUGUGAACACAGGGUCCAUCAGGACAAGGUCCAUACCAAGCAGAAGGCCUGCUAAAAGCCUAUCGAAGAAUUUCAGAAGUUUGGAGAGGUUCAAGAAAACAAACCUGGUCGUUUCCGCAGCGAGGGCAGUGACUGAAAACCGAAGAUCAACAAUGGCAGCCGCACUAGUAUCGUGAAAUGCUUCAAAAUUAAUCAUUAUACUUCAAAGAUCGCAAGCCAACGAUCUGAUCUAUUAGUGUAUAACCUGCGUGUUCAAAUUCCUUAUUCAAAAUGGCGUACAGCAAACCACUCAGCUUCUCUUUCCACAAACAAGAAGAUUUCGCAUCAGUAUUCACGUUCAACAACACAACACUUCCAUUGUCAACGAUGCGUGACUCCCCAUUCCCAGAGCUCAGCUCCAGCCCAAAGUCAAGAUUUCCAACCAUCCCAAGCCCAACAAAUACUUCACCAUUCCCAUCUCCGUUCCCCAAAGCCAAUGGCACAACUCUUGCCAAGUACACAGACCACUCUUCUCACGCACUCCCUGGUGAGUGCAUCACAGAAUGCAAGAUCUGCAAAACACUCUAUGGCCUAGAUAUUGCAGCUUUCUACUGGUCACUUAUGGCUAUGUAUGGCUUGCCAUACAGAAGCCCAGUUUCGCCUCCCCUCCCCUCUGACGUCAGAGCCAAGAGCCCAAUGGGGAGUGCCUGCAGUGACUCCCAGCCACCUUCACCUGCUAGUUCAACAGGAGAAGAAAUCGGCAAAGAAUCUGCCAUAUACCGUUGUAAUGUCUGCCAGAAAACAUACUCGCAUCCACGAUUUUUGAAUCGCCAUUUACAGUCACAUACACCAUUCAAAAAACACCACUGCCCUCGCUGCGGUAAAGGCUUCAAUGAUGCCUUCGACCUCAAGCGACACAUCAGAACACAUACAGGAGUUAAGCCAUUUAAAUGCAACCUUUGCGACAAAUCAUUCACACAACGCUGUUCACUCGAAGCCCAUUCAACACGUGUGCAUGGCGUUGCCCACAAAUUCUCUUUCCGAGAGAGAAGACCCAAGGUCUAUGUCUGUGAAGAAUGUGGAAUUACUUUUCACGACAACAGUAAGUUCCGCCAACACAGCAAAGAGCAUGGAUCUUGUGCCAUGGCUUCUCAGAUUAUUAAUUUCAAAUAGAUUGCUGCCAAUUUCAGGUUUGAGAAAUUUGUAUAUAUUCGUUAAUAAUAGCUCACGUGGUUGGUUUUAGGGCUCUCCCUCGCAUCCAUGUUUUCAUGAUGAACGCCUUCGAAUUACAGGACCUAUGUAUGCGCCUUCACAGUGUUAUUUUUGUACUUGGCGCAGCUGCUUUAGAAUUCACCGUGCCUGAAGGGCUUUAAAUCGCCACUUGAGCUAUUAAGAACGAAUUGAGUAGAUAGUUAGUACAUAGCAGUCAGCUAUGUUAUAGUAUUUGUAAAUAUAUUGUUGCGUUAAACCUCAAAAUAAUGUUGAAUCACGUCGUGUCAGUUGUGUAUUGUAAAUUAAUGGCUUUUAUAAGGCUCGUCACUAAUACACAACAAUUUGCCGAUAUCGGCAAACCUUUAUGUACAUAUCGUUUUAGUAUCGUUUUUCUUUAGUAAGUUUUUCUAGUUUUAUUUGGUAGUUUGUUGAUAGGAUAUAGCGUGGCCGAAGAAAAAGGGACGGCAGCCUCGUUUUUAAAAGCAAAUAUCUGAAUUUCCUCAUCCAUGCGAGGUCUUUGCUGAAAUAGGUUUGCUUAUAAGUCGAACUGAAAGAAAGUUUCUAAGUGUAGGUGAGCAAUUGCUGCCAGCAACCCAACGAGGCUGUUCAGUCCCUUUGGCCUUCUUAUCUUUAGGUCUUUUCUAAAUCGUUCAAUUAAGGUUUGAGUAGAUUGCCAUCACAUGCUGUUACACUGCCACAAUUUCCUGUUUGACUUAAGUGUGUCGUUUCGUCGUCAUCAUUUUGACCAGAAUUAAUGCUUACAUUGUGUUUUCUUACGGCAUUGAAGAGCCACUCUUGCAAUUAGAUUUCCCUCAAAGAGAAAACAAUUUUCCUCUAGCACCUAAGCACCUACGCUCUUGCGCAGGAGCACCGUGUUCAUGAAGCGUUUCCAGUUACGGUCAGUGGUUUCUUUCAAACGCGAAAUAAAAACCACGCUGUUUCCGUUUUCAAACGCGUAAUUAAAUAAAAACACUGACCAUGUUUAUUUCGGUAGCCAUUUUAGAAGACCAUGUCCGUUUGUGGUCAAGUAUGGAGCAUUUGUUGGUGCCGCGCCAUAUAUAGAUCGGCAUAAGGACUAGUUUGGAUUAGUUUUGUCAUUCUUCCAACGGAAUGUUAUUUCAUAUCAAGGUCUGGUUAAUGCGGCGAUUGAGAAAAUGAGAAACACACUUUGUUUUCAAGAAAAUAUUCGCAACCUUUUCGAAAUAUUCAGUCAAAAAAGUUUUUGUGGCAUUUUAACAGGCAUUAUGUACGGCUUUGGCACAUUUAGGGACUUUCUUACUAACUGUUUCUCCCACGGAAAGUUAUAUUGAUACGGUGUCUUCUGUCCGCUAACAAGCCGCUUCACCCUAAUUUACUGCAUCCCGCUCAAAAUAACCUAAUUGCUCGUCCAAAAGAGUCCCAUAAAUAUGGCCUUAUUAAGAGUCCACGAAAAUGUGUUACUGUUUAUGAAGACCCCUUGGCUGGCUUGCAUGUGACAUAAGUCACAUUGACGAGCUUACAGACAAAUCCACACAAGGCAGAAUUAUGGUUAUAAGGCACUCUUUGAUGUCCAAAGACCACACUCUGACAAGCUUUGUCGAUUCACGACGUUGUUUUCGAGCUUCGAAAGUUCGUAAACAAUCACUCCGGCUAAGAUAAUAUGGCCUUGUCAAUUGUCCUAUUGAUAUCAGGGCACUGGAGCGCUUAACCCGAUUAGAUCUCUGAAGUUGUUCAUAUUCGAUGUCCUUUUAUGGAGUUGACUCAUUCUCCAUGUAUUGUUCUUUCCAGUCCUCAAUAUCUAUCCUUACCGCUAUAAGCGGCCUCAGCCGCAGCCGUAGCCUAUCUGCUUUUCAACUGUUUCUAUACCAAUUUCCGUCUUUUUGUUGAACAUUGUCUGUAAAUAGAUUGUUUACCAUUGGAUUAUGCAAGUGAAAGCCCUCGCAAAUUCUUACCUGAUUUGAGUGUUGUACAAUGAGUACGUUGAGUUUUCCAGCAUAGAGAAACAAGCCUGUUUUAAAAAGCUCGCACCUUCAGCACCGUCCCCUCCUCCAGGUCCAAAUCUUGCUGUCCCGCACAGCAUAGGCCACAUAUUUGCUCUAGUCCCUAAAUGUUGCUACUUUUUCAUUAGUUAUUUUACCUAAUUUUUUAUAUCUAUACGUUAUUGUUUAUAUUAAACAAAUGGCAAAGUUGCCCGUUGAAAGUAAGGUCGCUUUAAAUUCGGCUUUGAGUUUUUUAUAUCUUUUAUCUACUAUACCGUACAAUCUUUUAGUAACGUUGAUCGUGAAACGUGAUAGACUUGAGAUAGGCUAACAAUUAAGAACGGUGGGAACCCACACGAUAUCUUGUUAACGUAAUCUUGUUUUUCUUAUCACUGAUUUAAAUUCUAACUGGCCUAACAAACCAUCGUCUGUUAACGGAGCUUUUGUGCAAAAGAAUGGUGAAUGCGUGUUAUUCAGUUGCCUGAACGGAAAGGAAAUAGUAAGUAAGAGGAUCAAUUCAAUUUAAAAACAGCCCAUUCAUUUCGAUAUUCGCUAGCCUUACUCAUUUCACCGCAAUGCCCCAAAGUAACUUAAGCGCCACCGCAAUGCCUAUCACGUAAGUUCACGAUUAACUUCGAACAAUUAAGACAAUCUGUUCUUUAAUUCCUUGCGAAUAGGUUCUGCCGAUGAACCGAAAUUCUGUCGAUAACUGGGUGAUUUUAUAGAGGGGAAUAAUCAGUGUGGUUAAUAGAGUCUACUUUUCGACAUUUUCUCUGUUCAGAUUAAAGAAUGUGUGUACUGAAUUGUGAAGGUGACUAAGCAAACUUUCCCCGAACUCAGAAGCACCAAUCUUAAAGGUAAUGUGUCCAUAUAGAAGGACUGCGUAUACCCAACAUGUCAAAUAACAUCAAAAUAACGGUUUGCGAUUGGUUAGUAUUCUUGCGAUGCAAAACUGCUCACAUGAAAAACUAACCUUGCAGCAGGGUUAAUAAACAGAGUGACUGUAAUGGCUGGGACGAUGAUAUGAAAAAUCACAUGUUUCUGAAAACCCCCGCAGAGUUACUUGCUUUAGCUGGACACAUUACCUUUAAUGUUAAUUCAACUCAUCACCCAGUUUACAAAUUUUCGGCAGACUUUCUUUAUAAGUAUUUUGUAUUUACAGUUUCACUCGUUAUUUCGAUUUUUAAAAGUGGAAACCGUUUUUUAUAAAUCCCUUAUGUUCUUUAUAAGAGCCCGAGUCGUGGAUUGUCUUAACACCGUUAUUAGUUCGGAAAAGUUUGUUAAUUUGUAGUAGUGUGAGUUUUUAUAUAUAAUCUCGUGUUAAUCGGCCUAUAUGGACAAAAACUCAUUGCUCGCUGCCUUGAAUGGAAAACAGUUAUGCAUGAAGUUGCCAUAUAUAUGGACCACCGUUAUCUUUUGAGAAAUGAAAAGAUUUGACCGACAAAUUGUGGCUAGUAGAAUCGCGUGAUAGACUGCUACUUCGAAUGCUUCUCAAAGAUAACCUCAAUUGUAUUCCUGCGGAAAUCAGCUCCGAGGCUAAUGCCGAGAUUGCUGUAAUAGCCACUUGGUGACUUGAAUUUUCGAGCUCAUCCAUUCAAAGUCAGAUUUCAAGAUACUUUGGAUUUCCGCUUCCGGAGAUAUCCGCAAUCACUGAGCUGACUUGAUAACUGUGCAAUCUCAUGGUAUAAAUGCUUACAAAAUGCUGUUCUUCAAUGAUCUGCUCUAUCAAACGAGGAUCAAAACAGCUAUUUCUAAUCGCAAAGCCCGCAUUUUAACUGCGGUAGACUUUCACUAAGUACGCGCUCGACGCUGCGCAUGGACAAACGUUGGAACGAGACCAGGUCAUUGCAAAAGGAGGCAGCGUAUCAACUUUUGGCUAACUGGAUCUGGUUUGGUCUAAAACGACAAGCGAGUAGUUCGCACUCGCAUUUUCUUUGAGGUGUCUGUUAUAUUUGUUUAAACAUAGAAUUUGUAUGCAUUUUUAGUGGUAUUUGAUUUGCAUGUUAUUGAUAAAAACCUAAGGUAUUUGUAUAACGUCCCUUUGAAUAAAAAUGGUAGUUUUGAUAAGGUAUUUUAGAUAAGGUAGAUAGAAUUAUCUUUGUUAUUCUAGCUUUUUACAGUUUGGUGGGAUUUACGCUGGAUAAGUUUGGAGAUAAAUGUUUUGCAGGCUAGUCAUAAAAGACAAUUUUGAAUGCCCAUUUGAAAAGCAUGUCCCUAACUCUAUAAAUCAAGUUUUUGUUUUCCUAAACAGGCGGAUAAUCCCCGAAUUUGUUUACGUGGUAACUAGGUUUUGAUCUGCUGACAUGCCUCGGAGAAGAUUUGUUUUGCUAACUAUGCAGAUAUGUAUUUACGAACUGCUUUUGCGAUCCGAGGCUAAAAGUUUUAGAAUUCUCCUUAUUUGGACCCUAGAUAUAAAUACUGAAGAAUCACAGUAGCCUAUGCAUAUAACUUUUGCCUACAUUUUCGUCUGCUAUUCUGUUAAGAUAAUAUGAACCCUGCUAUCUAAGCUUCCAUUAACCAAUAGCCAACUUACAGGUGACUUUAAUCAGCAAAUCUCUCUUCACACCCCCCCCCCUCCUACCCCUACGCAUCCCAUGUCGUACAUCUAAAUGCAAAGCUGCAAAUAUUGUGGAUCCGGAUCUUUUUUCAAAUUUACUUUUUUGUGAAUGUCAUUCCCUAUUUUCCUAAGUGGCAAAUCUUUGUAAAAAUGAUAACCUUUUCUUUCUCGUCGUUUUAUUUUGUUCCUCUAUUCAGGCUAAAAAAUCAUUCUUCUUUGCUUUUAUGGCUCGCCCAGCAACAACAACUUUUUUGUAGAUUUUUGUAGUUUUUGUAAUUUUGCAGACUGGUUCUGCAUUUGUAUUCGGUAGUUUAAUAGUUUUGUAUUUGCUAUUCUGGUCUUUGUAAUUUGAAUUUUUGUAUUUAGCCGGUAUUAUUGUGUGUGCACCUCGA
This is a messenger RNA of Rhopilema esculentum, 6142 nucleotides long. RefSeq lists its product as uncharacterized. Gene Ontology annotation, cellular component: nucleus. NCBI's taxonomy places the organism in Eukaryota, Metazoa, Cnidaria, Scyphozoa, Rhizostomeae, Rhizostomatidae. Gene Ontology annotation, biological process: regulation of transcription by RNA polymerase II. The record is from RefSeq and is a predicted model, not a curated record. Gene Ontology annotation, molecular function: RNA polymerase II cis-regulatory region sequence-specific DNA binding; DNA-binding transcription factor activity, RNA polymerase II-specific.